CCCCCAAACUGCAACACAAAUGAAAGCAUCCUAAUUAGUAAAUGAAAGCAAGACUUUCUAGCCACCACCUUCUUUUUGAAAGAGAAGGACAGAGAAAAAGGGACUUCAAAACCCUAAAAUCCCAAAGCCACAUCCAGAAAUCCUUCCUUAAAGUAGACGGCCCACACCUCAGCUUAGUGUAGAGCGAGAUGAAAGGCAACCUAAAGUCCUAAACUCCUAAACUUCCUCCCCCACCUAUGUCCUCUUUAUCCAGAAUCUAAACUCAAUAAAGGUGAAAUAUAAGAUUUCUCAGAAAAAUAAAAAAGAAAAAGAGAGGAGAAGAACACCAAUACCUUCUCCAUGCCUAAACCCCUCUUCCAGGGUCUUGUCUAUUUCACUCUCUGCUACUACAUCCAGGUAAUGGACUGAUAGAUGCCAAUAAACCUGCUUCACACUUCUCUGUAUUCUAUUUUUAGCUCCGAUCUCUACCCCCAGCAAUCUGUAAAGAGUGGUCAAAACCAUUCCAUCUCCUGCUCAAAUAGGAGACUAACUUCCCCAUCUUCCACUCCUUUUGAACGAAUCUCUCUGUUUCUCUGCGUAAAACCCUUGUAAAACCCUAAAGUCAUCAGGUUUUCAAAGAAAGGUGACUCCUUUCUGCUCCCACUCAAUUCCUCUUUGAAUCCCAUUUCUAAAACCUCUUUCUCAGAACAAAACCCUAGAGAUUUGGUCACGUCAGAGAAAGGGGAAAAGGGGAAAAGGGGGAAUUUUUGUUCUGGAUUUUCCUUCCUAAGUCCUAUUUUCAUAUGAAAAUUCUUCUCUGUCAAUGAGUUGGAUCGAUCUCGAUGCUGUCGGGGUGCUCGGUUUCGAGUCUGGCGGCGAAAUUCGCCUUCUUCCCGCCCGACCCGCCUACAUACACUGUCGAGAAGGACGACGGUGGGCGGCUGGUGGCCUCUGGAAUCCCCCGGGAUCAUUCAAUGGAUGUUCUGAUGUUGGACACCAAGCGUGGGAACAAGGUUGUUGCCUUCUAUUUGAGGAACCCCUAUGCCCGGCUCACAGUGCUUUACUCGCAUGGCAACGCCGCUGAUCUGGGGCAGCUCUAUGAUCUCUUUGUGCAGCUCAAGGUUAAUCUCAGGGUUAAUCUGAUGGGAUAUGACUACUCUGGUUAUGGAGCCUCAACUGGUAAGCCAAGUGAAUACAACACUUAUGCAGACAUUGAGGCUGUAUACCAAUGCCUGGAAACUGAAUAUGGAGUCAGUCAGGAAAACGUGAUCUUGUACGGACAGUCUGUUGGUAGUGGUCCCACACUACACUUGGCAGCUCGCUUGCCAAGAUUGUGUGGUGUAGUGCUUCACAGUGCUAUAUUGUCAGGCCUCCGCGUGGUCUGCCAUGUGAAUUUCAAUUUCUGCUUUGACAUUUAUAAAAACAUUAACCAAAUUAAAAAGGUGAAGUGCCCCGUUCUUGUAAUUCAUGGCACCGAGGAUGAUGUAGUGAACUGGCUCCACGGUUAUGGGCUAUGGAAACUAGCAAGAGAACCCUAUGAACCCUUGUGGAUCAAAGGAGGUGGUCACUGCAACCUGGAGCUGUACCCAGACUACAUCCGCCAUCUAUGCAAGUUUAUCAUGGAAAUGGAGAACAUCACCACUGCAAGUCGGCUCAAAAAGAUCCGGCAGAACCUCCAACUCCCUAGAAAAACUUCUAAUGCGAGCACAGCCACCACCACUACUUUCACUACUAACUGCUGCUGCCAAAUUGGAAUCCGGAAGCCUACUUUCUCAGGCUGUUCACAAACAGGAUGUCUGAAGUUGCGUAGUUGGAAGGGCUCAGUGUACUCCUGCAACUGGUGUUGUGGUGGAGAUGGGCAGUGAUAUUGGUGUCUGUAUAGAAACUUGCCUAGAUGUCUAACCCCUUUCGGUGUAUUGCAACGAGGAAGUAAUCAAGUUCAUUUUGUAUAAGAGGAUAGGACAUAUUUGGUUUGUUUUUCUUCUUCUGACUCCGAGUUGCAGGUCUCCAUACCUUUGUUGAAAUAUUAUUUGAUUGGUAUUGGGUAAUGCUUGGCAAUUCGUCUCCAAAUGUUGCUAAUUGUGGUAUGAAUACUGCUUAUAAAAUUAAAUAAGUAAUCAUUUGGAGCUAUUAUCAGUCUAA
Messenger RNA from Phoenix dactylifera (date palm), 2121 nucleotides. RefSeq lists its product as uncharacterized. NCBI's taxonomy places the organism in Eukaryota, Viridiplantae, Streptophyta, Magnoliopsida, Arecales, Arecaceae. The record is from RefSeq and is a predicted model, not a curated record.